AUCUAAUUUUUUGGAUUUAAUUGUUUUUCCCGUAAUUUAUAUUUUAUAGUGUUCGUACGAGAUUUUCCGGAGAUUGUUAUAAAUUUGGGAAUUUUAUAAAUAAAAAGAAUCUUCGAAAAUUGUUAUUAGCUCUUUUCUUGGUACUUGAAUUGCUUUUUAUCAAGAAUAUGUUGAACAUGUCGGAAGCUGAGAAAAGGGCAGACGGAGAGAUCUACCGGAAUAUUCCCCGACGAGAUCUGUUGCAGAGUUUCAUGUCCAAGAAACAGAAACUGUCGGUUCAAGAAGGAGCGGUAGAGAUUGAGCUAGACUUAGGGCUUUCUCUCAACGGUAGGUUUGGUGUGGACCCACUUGCCACUAAGAGGCUGCUCGCGCGGUCACCUUCGAUUCCUGACUUCGUGGUCAACGAUGUUAGAUCGGAGCUGAGUAGGACUUUCUCGUUACCGGUGGAGACGGAAGAGUUGAGGAAGAGGAAGGAGUUGCAGAGCUUGAGGAGGCUUGAGGCUAAGAGAAAGAGGUCAGAGAAGCAGAGAAACGCGAGGGAUCAGAAACACAAAGCUGACAAGAUCGUAGAAGAAGGAUCUUCCGGAAGUGGUUCCUCUGGUUUGUCCGAACUCGACACCGCCCCUCCUCCUGUUCAAGCAACAACGAACAAGCCCAAAGAAACAAGCCCAGCAAGUGCUCAACCUUUGCCGGCGGCUAGAAACAUUAUAGAAGACAUGCCAUGCGUGUCGACCACAGGCGAUGGACCCAACAGAAAAAAGAUCGAUGGGUUUCUUUAUCGGUACAUGAAAGGUCAGGAGGUGAGGAUUGUCUGUGUGUGCCACGGUAGCUUCCUAACGCCUGCAGAGUUCGUUAAGCAUGCUGGUGGACGUGACGUGACACAUCCCUUAAAGCACAUUGUUGUAAACCCAUCUCCCUUCUUGUGACCAUUAUGGUCUCUCUUUGGGACAAGUAUGUUUACCAAAUUGUUGUAUUCAUUCGGAACAAAUGUUACAACUCGAGGUGUAUAAACAUCAUUUUUUUC
Brassica oleracea var. oleracea is the source of this 1024-nucleotide messenger RNA. RefSeq names its product ninja-family protein AFP3-like. The record is from RefSeq and is a predicted model, not a curated record. Gene Ontology annotation, biological process: negative regulation of DNA-templated transcription; signal transduction. The transcript is spliced from 2 exons. NCBI's taxonomy places the organism in Eukaryota, Viridiplantae, Streptophyta, Magnoliopsida, Brassicales, Brassicaceae. The coding region runs from base 168 to 926 and encodes 252 amino acids. Gene Ontology annotation, cellular component: nucleus.